AUGAAAGCUAGGCGAGACAAGCGGCAGGCAAGUGCCGUUACUAAGUUCCGGCUUUUGAUGUGGAAGAAUUUUUUGCAGCAAUGGCGUCACCGUAAACAAACAGUUAUAGAGCUGAUUUUACCGGUCGCUACCAUGGCUCUAGUGCUCAUCUUGCGUUCGCAAAUAGAACCUGUAGUGCAAGAUAUGAAGACAUAUCCGCCUAUAAAUGCACAUUCCCUCAAUUUUUCUUUACCGGUUUUAGCUGGUAUGAAUUUAAGUCAACUAACAUUUGCUUAUUCUCCGGAAAAUCCAAUGCUCGAUGACGUAAUAAGAAGUUCUGUAGCAAAUUUGUUAAUUUUAAAUAUAAGGGAUUUAAUACCCACCACUUUAAAAAUAUUUUCUUAUGAACCUAAAAUUGAAAUACCGUCUAUAAAUAUCAAUUCAACAGUUAUAUAUGAGCUGUUGAAGAGGCUUGUUAGAGUAAGAGCAUAUAAUAGUAGUGCUGAUUUAAGGAUUAUUUAUGCGAAAGAAGAAUUCACGCGAACAGUAUUAGCUGCUGUAGAGUUCGAUGAUGAUCUGAGAGACGCAUCCGAGUUGCCUAUCAACCUGUCUUACGCCCUACGUUUCCCUGAAAGGCCCCGAUUAAAUUCAUUUUAUGCAUUAGGGGGUCGUACUUGGCGAACAGAUGCUAUCUUUCCCGUUUUUGAACUACCUGGACCAAGAUUCCCUGAUUCGUGGGAGGGAGGUAACAAUCCGGGUUAUGUCAAUGAAAUGUUUGUUGCGCUUCAACAUGCUAUUUCAACGGAAUUGAUUUCGAGAAUCACAGGAGAGAAUUUACGAAACUUUAAUGUAAAAUUACAAAGGUAUCCUCAUCCAGCGUAUGUAGAAGAUCUCGUUGUAGAGGCAUUGCAACUACUUUUCCCCAUGUUCAUUUUAAUUAGCUACAGCUACACAGCUGUGAACAUUGUAAGAGCUGUAACAGUGGAAAAGGAGCUCCAAUUAAAAGAAGUCAUGAAAAUAAUGGGUCUACCUUCAUGGUUACAUUGGUCUGCAUGGUUUUGUAAACAAUUUAUUUACUUGAUAAUUUCGGCGUCUUUAAUCGUCAUUAUUUUGAAGGCUAACUGGUUCACAAAUGAAGAGGGUUUUAAUGACUAUGCAGUGUUUACAAAUACACACUGGAGCGUACUCUUCUUUUUUACAAUUUUGUAUUUAACUUGUAUGAUAUUCUUCUGCUUCAUGAUAAGUGGUUUCUUUUCAAAAGGAAGUACGGCAGCUUUAUUUGCGGGUGUCAUUUGGUUCCUGUCCUCUGUGCCUGCAGUGUUAUUGACUAUGGACUUAGAAGUUUCAACCACCGCUCAAGUGUUGACAUGUCUCAGUAUCAACACAGCCAUGUCCUUCGGCUAUCAACUGUUAUUGUCAAAAGAGAGUACAGGCGGCAUGCAAUGGGGAGAAUUCAUGGCAUCAAACACCGCCGAUUCAUCACGGUUCGUUUUCGGCCAUGUGGUGGUAAUGUUGUUAGUGGACAGCUUUGUCUAUAUGUUGAUUGCUCUGUAUCUGGAACAAGUGUUGCCUGGACCUUAUGGGGUACCUAGGCCUUGGUACUUUCCUAUUCAGCGUGAUUUUUGGUUUCCUAGACGUAAUAUUUUACCAGACGAACUAAACGAGGUCAGUAAUAAUGAAGAGAUAAAGGAAAAUGAACCGGUCGAUCAUGAAAUUGGAGUUAAAAUCAUUAAUUUGACGAAGAUAUACGGAAAUAACGUCGCCGUGAAUAACUUGAAUUUGAAUAUUUAUAAUGAUCAGAUAACCGUGCUUCUUGGGCAUAAUGGUGCUGGAAAAUCAACGACCAUCUCUAUGAUUACCGGUAAUGUGGAUGUGACUCGUGGUACGGUCUGGUUGGCUGGCUACGAUGUGCGACAGCAAUUGAAUGAGGCGCGUGCACAUCUCGGAUUAUGUCCGCAACACAAUGUGAUCUUUAAUGAGCUUACCGUCCGUGAACAUCUCGAAUUCUUCGCUAAGCUCAAAGGAUACUCUGGUCAGGAGCUCCAUGAUGAAGUUGAUAUCCUUAUAGGCGACCUAGAAUUGCAAGACAAGCGAGAUUAUAUAGCCGGUGGUUUAUCUGGUGGUCAAAAACGUCGCCUCUGUGUUGGCAUAGCGCUGAGCGGAGGUGCCCGUGUCGUGCUUUUAGAUGAACCAACAUCAGGCAUGGAUCCAGCUUCUCGACGCGCUCUUUGGGACUUGUUGCAGAAAAAGAAAAACGGGCGAUCAAUGAUACUUACAACACAUUUCAUGGACGAAGCGGAUAUCCUUGGUGAUCGGGUAGCAAUAAUGUCAAGUGGCCGCCUCCAGUGUGUUGGCUCUCCUUAUUUCCUCAAGCAACACUAUGGCGUGGGCUACACGCUUGUUGUUGUUAAAAAGGAAAAUUUCUCUUCUGAAAAGUGCACAGAAAUUAUUAAUAAAUAUAUCCCAAACACAACAAUCAAGGAAGAUCGAGGUUCAGAGGUGACUUAUGCGUUGCCGAAUAUUUACUCUCAUUUCUUCGAAGAUAUGCUGAAUGAUCUAGAAAAAAACAUUGACAGAAUUCAAUUUAAAAAUUACGGAUUAGUUGCAACUACUCUGGAGGAUGUCUUCAUGUCCGUAGGGUCCGAUGUAGAGAUACUCUCCGAUAUGGAUGAUAGCGCUACCGUGACUACGAACAGCACCGAAGACGUACUCAAGUGUGAAUGUGGUUCUACAGAAUACCUAGACAAAAAAGACGAAAGUAUUCGUGGAUGGAGACUUUUGUGUUUUCAUUAUUUCGCAAUAUGGCAAAAACUUUUAUUGGUCUGGAGUAGAUCUUGGGGUGUGCUGUUGUUACAAGUUCUUGUGCCAUUGCUCAUGAUAAACAUUUCACUGGGUAUCCUUCAAUAUAUUAUUUCUCACUCACCAUCCAUACAGUCAAGGCCUCUUACGCUUGCAGAAGGAUACGUAGCUACAGAAUCAUUAUUGAGUUACAAUGUUACCUCAGAGACAGGGAUCGGUGCUUGGGCUAAAGAGGGAUACGAGUUGUUUUUUGGAACUAAUGAUGUUAACACCAUGACACUGACAGUCGUUGACGGCAAACCUAUUGAUGAAUAUUACCUUGAAAGGAUAGAAAGUUCGAUGUCAAUAGGAGGUGUUCGGAAUCGUUUGCUGAUAGGUGCAACUUUUACGGAUGACUCUGUUACGGCGUGGUUCAGUAACUUCGGCUAUCACGACGUGGCUACUUCGCUGGCGACAGUGCACUCUGCUUUCCUUAAGUCUUGGAACACCGCUGCAAGUCUUAACGUGUUCAAUCAUCCUCUUGAAGCUAUUUAUAAGGAUCAGGACAACUUGCAACUUAUGGUUGCUUUUUUAUCUACGCAAGUUGCAACAAGUCUCGGAAAUAGUUUGGGAAUAGUGAGUGCUGCUUACAUCAUGUUUUAUAUAAAGGAACGUGUUUCCCGCGCCAAAUUGUUGCAAAAAGCAGCCGGGGUGCAACCGGUUGUGUUGUGGGGAGCUGCGGCGAUUUUUGAUUGGUUCUGGUUUCUAAUUGUUUCUCUUACAGUUAUCAUAUCCUGCGCAGCGUUUCAGGUCAUCGGAGUCUCCACCUUAACAGAGUUAGGUCGUUUAUACCUCUGCUUAAUGGUGUACGGCGCGGCUAUGUUGCCUUUACACUAUCUCUUUUCGCAUAUAUUAUCCGGACCUGCAUUGGGUUUUGUGAUUAUGUUUUUCAUUAACGUUUUAUUUGGUAUGAUGGGGGCACAGAUAGUAGAGGCAUUGGCAUCACCACAAUUGGAUACAAAGGACGUGGCUGAAAUUAUGGAUCAAAUUUUACAAUUUUUCCCGUUAUAUAGCCUUGUGACCUCUGUCAGGAAUUUAAAUCAAAUUGGUUUGACCGAGCACUCGUGCUUGCAGAGCUGCGAUUACUUAACCGCCAUACUGCCCAAUAUGGAGGAGUGUACUAUGGAAAGCCUUUGCGAAUUAUUCUCCGAUGCAUGUUGUGUUCGGGAAAAUGCGCAUUUCGAUUGGGAGGAGCCGGGAAUUCUUCGAUACCUAGUGUGUAUGAUGGCUUCAGGUGUGAUCUUGUGGGUGCUGCUUUUGGCCAUCGAGUACAAGAUAUUACAGAAGUUUAUCAACCGUGAAAAGAAGCCUCCAGUGGUGGAUGAAAACACGUUAGAUGAUGAUGUCGCUGAUGAGGCGAGGCACGUGAACGCUGUCACUGGUUCAGCGAUCGCACGGCACGGUCUCGUAGCGAAAAAUCUAUCCAAGUACUACGGAAAGCAUUUAGCUGUCGACCAAGUAUCUUUCAGCGUAAGCGACGGUGAGUGUUUUGGGUUACUUGGUGUAAACGGCGCAGGCAAGACGACUACUUUUAAGAUGCUGAUGGGAGACGAGACAAUUUCAAGUGGAGACGCUUUUGUCAGUGGUUAUUCCGUGAAGAAAGAUAUUACCAAAGUGUACGAAAAUAUUGGUUACUGCCCUCAGUUCGAUGCUGUAUUUGGAGAGUUAACAGGACGAGAAACAUUGCGUUUAUUCUCCUUACUCCGUGGCCUGCCUACGGAAAAUACAAACUUGAGGGCCGAAGCAUUAGCGCAAUCGCUUGGCUUCUUUAAGCAUUUAGACAAAAGGGUGGAUCAGUACUCGGGCGGCAACAAGCGCAAGCUGAGCACCGCGGUGGCACUGCUGGGGCGUACGCGGCUCGUGUUCGUGGACGAGCCGACGACGGGCGUGGACCCGGCCGCCAAGCGGCAGGUGUGGCGCGCCGUGCGGGACGCGCGCCGCACCGGCCGCGCGCUCGUGCUCACCUCGCACACCAUGGAGGAGUGCGAGGCGCUCUGCUCGCGCCUCACCAUCAUGGUCAACGGCCGCUUCCAGUGCCUCGGCACGCCGCAGCACCUCAAGAAUAAGUUUUCAGAAG
This is a messenger RNA of Parnassius apollo (apollo), 4894 nucleotides long. The record is from the annotation of a GenBank genome assembly. Lineage: Eukaryota; Metazoa; Arthropoda; Insecta; Lepidoptera; Papilionidae.